ACUAAUUAAAGGAAAACGCUCAACUGUAAGUGCAGAAUGUUUACCGAAGCGUUACAAAAAUCCAUUGAUGGAAGGUGUGCGGUGGGUGGAACGAUACUCAACGACUAUCGAUAAAUUCUGGAGAACUUUGCCUGCGUAUAUACGAAAUGUGUUAGGUUCUUUUGUGAUAUUCCUGAUGGCUUCUGCGAUAAAAGGUGACUGGAUCGCUAUUGGGGUACAUUUGGUCAAGCACUUCAAAGGCACUGCCGAGCACAACAGUACCGACGGCCAGCACCUGUUGGUGACGAACAACACCAAUGGAACAGGUACUGCCAAGAUAGAUGACUUGCUGGCUUAUUUGAACCUCCAGGGGCUGCCACAUUACCUAGUCAUGGCAAUUACGGGUUCGUUUCUUAUCUACUUUGGCUCUGGAGGAUUCAUUCACUGGUAUUACUACGUCAACAGACGGGACAGACCACAGGAAUGGAAGUGCCAACCGGAGAAGUUUUUAUCUCCCGAAGUGGAACUGCAUGAAAUAUUCGUUGGGGGAUUUUCAAUGCUUAUCAUGAGCUGUUUGAGUGGAAUCCUUUCAUGCUAUGCUAUGAAUAAUGGCAGAUUACUGACCCUGUACUAUCGAUGGGACGAGUACGGUUGGUGGUGGUUCUUUGGUCAAAUAUUAGUGAUAUUUUUGUAUCAGGACUAUCUAACGUACUGGCUUCACAGGAUCUAUCACUGGCCGUUUCUAUACAAACACUUUCAUAAAUUGCACCACACCUACAAGCAACCUACAGCAUUUUCCGUGACUGCGAUUCACCCUGUGGAGAUUCUCCAUGUUCAGUUAACGAUGCUUUUGCCAAUAUUUACCAUACCAACGCACUGGGCGGCUUUCUAUUUUGUCGAGACCUACACGUAUAUCCACGGAAUCUUGAACCACAGCGGAGUGAACAUCAAAUCGUUCUGGUGGCAACCGUGGCAGCCUGACACGAUGUUCCACGACAACCAUCACCAGUACUUCCACGUCAACUUUGGUUUCAACAUCUACCUGUGGGACGUUUGGCACGGAACGUACCGGCGAAAGGAUCGCGUUUAUUCGGAGGAUAUUUUUGGCGGGAAAGGAAAAAGCUUCGAGCAGGUUUCUGAAAAAGAGCUUCUGAAGGAUCUCGAUGAGAGGAAAACUGAAAAUCCGAACGCCUAUCGGGAUGACGUCAAUGAAUAUGCCAUUCAGGAUACGGAAGUGAGCCAAAUUAUUAAAAAAGCUAAGCAAAAGUAGAAUAGGCAGUUAAAUUUAAGCAAGAAGUCAAAAUAUUUAUAACAGAAAUCCGAUUGAAUGAAUAAUUUAAAGGAUAACGACUGUUUUUUUUAGGAAAAAAAAUAUAUCGACGC
This is a messenger RNA of Culex pipiens pallens (northern house mosquito), 1362 nucleotides long. RefSeq lists its product as uncharacterized. NCBI's taxonomy places the organism in Eukaryota, Metazoa, Arthropoda, Insecta, Diptera, Culicidae. Gene Ontology annotation, molecular function: C-4 methylsterol oxidase activity; iron ion binding. Gene Ontology annotation, biological process: sterol biosynthetic process. Bases 68 to 1249 code for a protein of 393 amino acids. The transcript is spliced from 5 exons. The record is from RefSeq and is a predicted model, not a curated record.